GGUGUGGCUAACACGUGAUGUGCAGUGUCAAUGAAGAUGAAGUUCAAGAAGUCAUUUCUUCUCCUCCUCCUCUUAAUUUGGACCAGGUUUGUAUGAAAUGCAAUUCAGAGAAAGCUGUAACUAUAGCUAGAACAAAAGACCCUUUCUGCAGGGCUUGUUUUGAUCAAUAUUUCACUCAUCGAUUUAGAUCAACGUUUGGUAAAUCCAGACUAAUAAGACAAGGAGAAGAGGUACUUUUAGCAUUUUCUGGUGGUCAGAGUUCUCGUGUGUUACUUCAUCUUGUUCAAGAGGGUUUAUCUGAACAUGCUGUUAAACGGCUCCGUUUCACUCCCAUUAUUAUUUAUAUUGAUGAGGGUGUGGUUUAUGGCUAUGCCUCUGAGAGGCAGAAGUCUUUGCUAAAAGAAGUUUCUGGCAUAAUAGCUCAAACACAAUUUCCAGGAUACUUUACAAAAUUGGAAGAGGUUUUUACUGGUGCUAGGGUGUGGCCUAUUAGUGAUGCAGUUUUAUCUGCUGGGUCUGAACAACGUUCAAAAUUAGCUGCUCCAGACCCCACUUCAUCAAUCAGUCAAGGUGAAAUGCCUGGGGAAGUCAAAUUAAAGCAAUUAUUUGAUAGUUUGAAAAGCUCAACAGCUAAAGAAGACAUGCUACAGUCAUUAAGACGGCAGUUACUUGUUGACAUUGCUGCUAAAUACUUCAACACUGGCAAGAUUCUUGUUGGAGAUAAUGCUACUCGACUUUCUGUUAGGUUACUAGGGAACAUAGCCCAGGGACGUGGUGGCACGAUACCUCUUGAUACUGGUUUUUGUGACAACAGGUCUGACGUUAUGGUAUUACGACCUUUAAGAGAGUUUCCAGACUCUGAAAUUGCUUCAUAUUUGACGUUGCAUCAGCUUCAAUCAGUUGAUGCCUCCAGUGAUCACUCAUUACCAGGUUCAUCUGGACACAGUAUUGAGGGACUGACAGCUUCUUUUGUUCACUCAUUACAGUCUAACUUUAGCUCAACAGUCAGUACAAUAUUUAGAACUAGUGACAAGUUACAGUUAAGUGAAGAUUUGGUACAUUCUGGUCAAUGUUGUCCACUGUGUCAGGCUCCGUGUGAAGAAUCAUUUAAUGAAGAAGUGUUUUCUCAUGUGUCUACAUCAGGGAAUAAUAAGCUUUUGUGUUAUGUAUCAUCUCAUUCUAUAGGCUGUAGACUAACUGCAAGGGGAACAGUACAUGAAAACAUUUUAGAAUUGUUAUUGAAAGAUGACUCAGGUGGUAGUAAUGAACUAUAAUUGACUGUGAGCUUUCAGUUUCAAUUUCGUGUGCUUUCCUCAAAUGUAAUGCGUAAAUUUUAUUUAAAUAAAAGAACGUCAUUGCUCUUUUUGAAAACAAA
Molecule: messenger RNA, 1375 nt
Organism: Amphimedon queenslandica
Lineage: Eukaryota; Metazoa; Porifera; Demospongiae; Haplosclerida; Niphatidae
Product: cytoplasmic tRNA 2-thiolation protein 2-A-like
Exons: 17
Coding region: 18-1274 (418 amino acids)
Biological process (GO): tRNA wobble position uridine thiolation
Cellular component (GO): cytosol
Molecular function (GO): sulfurtransferase activity; tRNA binding
Source: RefSeq, a predicted model, not a curated record